Messenger RNA from Aspergillus affinis, 1257 nucleotides. Its product is annotated as CaiB/BaiF CoA transferase family protein. Bases 1 to 1257 code for a protein of 418 amino acids. NCBI's taxonomy places the organism in Eukaryota, Fungi, Ascomycota, Eurotiomycetes, Eurotiales, Aspergillaceae. The transcript has a single exon. Gene Ontology annotation, molecular function: catalytic activity. The record is from RefSeq and is a predicted model, not a curated record.
AUGAGUCUUUUCAGAUCAUUCUCCCGGACAAUACGUCAUCAUGCCCCCAGCCCUCGGUAUUCCUCAACUCAAGUCUCGUCAACCAAGACAAAAGGCCCCCUCUUCGGCGUCACAGUAGUCAGUCUGGAACAAGCCAUCGCCGCGCCUUUCUGCACCAGACAACUCGCCGACCUAGGCGCCCGGGUGAUCAAAGUCGAAAGACCCGGCGUUGGCGACUUUGCACGUAACUAUGACACCCGCGUCAACGGCCUCGCUUCCCACUUCGUCUGGACCAACCGGUCUAAAGAAAGCCUUGCGCUUGAUCUGAAGAAUCCUCGCGAUCACCGCAUCCUCAUGUGUCUGCUGAGUCGCGCUGAUGUUCUUGUCCAGAAUCUCGCUCCCGGUGCUAGUGCACGACUCGGUCUAUCGCAUGACGCUCUGAAGACCGAUUAUCCCUCGCUGAUCGUCUGCAAUAUCUCCGGAUAUGGACCCGACGGGCCCUAUCGGGACAAGAAAGCCUAUGAUCUCCUUAUACAGAGCGAGGCCGGCAUGCUCUCCGUCACAGGGACCGGUACCGAGCCUGCCAAAGUCGGUAUCUCGAUCGCAGACAUCGCAGCCGGUAGCUAUGCCUACUCCAACAUCCUCGCUGCCUUGAUCCAGCGUGACAAAGACCCCAACCGAGCCGGUUCAAACAUCGACGUGUCCAUGCUCGAAAGCAUGGUCGAGUGGAUGGGUUUCCCGAUGUACUACACAUACAACAAUGCCGCUGGCCCGACGCCCGCCGGAGCCUCUCACGCCGCGAUUUAUCCCUACGGUCCGUUUGAGGCAGAAGGCGGGACGAAAACCGUUAUGCUCGGUAUCCAGAAUGAGCGCGAAUGGGCCAAGUUCUGCGAUAAGGUCCUCGGUCAGCCGGCGUUGGCUACGGACGAGCGAUUUGCGAAUAAUUCGCUACGAGUCAAGAACCGAGAUGCGUUGAAGACGAUCAUCUGUGAUGUGUUCAAGACGCGGUCGGCGGAGGAAGUACUUCGGUUUCUGGAUGCGGCGGCCAUUGCGAAUGCUAGUGUUAAUGAUAUGCAGGGUGUUUGGGAUCAUCCGCAACUUAGGGCUCGGGGUCGCUGGACGGAGGUAGAGACUCCUGCUGGUUCUGUGCCUGCGUUGCUGCCGCCGGGGAUGCAGAAGGAGGGAGGUGGUUUUGAUGCGAGGAUGGAUGCUGUGCCUGAUGUUGGGGAGCAUAAUGACGCGAUAUUGGCGGAGCUUGGGAUUGAGGAUUUUCAAUAG